CGCGCCGCACAUCACGCAACGAUUGCGCAAGACACGACACAGCUCACGACCUCCAGCAUUAGCAUCAGAAAGGUACCUAAGUUACGUCGGUUUUAAAGUGUCUGAGACAGGCUGUGCCAUGGGCGGCUGCUGCGGCCGAAAAUGAUUAAUUUUGGCCCGCACUGACGUUAACCCUGACCCCCGAAUUUACCGAGUAAAUACCUAUUCGAGACCCAAUACGACACAUCUCGAAUGUAUUCGCCAUGGCUGAGAUCGCUGCCACUGCUCUUGACUCGUUGAGCCCCCGGGAUCAGUUUCAAGUACGCCGAACACUUUCCGGACUAUCGUUGAAGAGGAGGCAAACACAGGAGCGUAUCGAUGGCAUUCUAGAGACGGGUCGUCGACGAGCCGAAUCAUUCGAUGGUUCCCCUCGCUCCCCUGGUUCCGCGAGUGCGAGGAGACAGCCGCUGCUCCGCGCCGAGACCGUAGCCGGCCCAACGAUAUCAGACAAUGUCGAGGUCCGCGACGAGGAUCAUGACAACGAGGUUGUCGCGCGGCAGCCGGAGCCGCGACCUGGCCCGAACUACCAGACCAUGACGGGAUCGGACACGCAGCCGAGAGACUCGACCGUUCGCCGGAAACCUUCGAGCCAGCAGCAGCUACCAACUACGUACCAAACUAGAGGAAGAAACGGUGCCCCUAACGACCGCUCCGAUCAUUCAACUAGUCGGCGAGGAGAGGCUGAGAGUUGGUGGCGGAAGCCGCUGAAAUACGUUCAGUCGGUCGAGUUGGAAAACACGGGCAGCGUGGCGAGAGACCAUCUGGCGCUCGAACGGACAUUCCUGGCCUGGCUGCGGACGUCGCUGGCCUUUGCGUCGAUUGGGAUUGCCAUAACACAGCUGUUCCGCCUUAAUACUUCUCUAUCAAGCGACAGCGGCACGGACAAGACUCUGCGGCGGCUGGGGAAGCCCCUCGGCACGACGUUCCUGGCGAUCAGCAUCCUGAUAUUAUUCUUGGGCUAUAACCGAUACCUGCAGGCCCAGUAUUGGAUAAUGCGAGGCAAGUUCCCGGCAAGUCGAGGAACCAUAAUGCUGGUGUCAUUUGUGGCGUUUGCUGUCAUGGUCGUUUCGCUAUUGGUUGUAGUAGUCGUCCAUCCUUCCCCAGGGGAGGAUCGGAAAGCGUGAGACUGGCCGGCCAUCUUUAGAGGUGGAGACCAUAGGACCGAGAUGUUGGACAAAGAAAUGAAAACUAGGCAUUUCACUGUCAACGCUGCCAUAGCUUGGUGAGACACUUCUUGAAUAUACAUUUAAAUGAAAAGAGCCAUUUUUUGCCAACAUUUUGGGAGAUGGGUUGGUUGUGUAAACUUACCAAGAUACCACCGCAUGCAUAUAUAGAUGCCCACCAGUUUGGCAUCCAC
Molecule: messenger RNA, 1396 nt
Organism: Phialemonium atrogriseum
Lineage: Eukaryota; Fungi; Ascomycota; Sordariomycetes; Cephalothecales; Cephalothecaceae
Exons: 3
Coding region: 243-1163 (306 amino acids)
Source: RefSeq, a predicted model, not a curated record